This is a messenger RNA of Henningerozyma blattae CBS 6284, 1086 nucleotides long. It is a transcript of the gene PHA2, whose product is annotated as prephenate dehydratase PHA2. NCBI's taxonomy places the organism in Eukaryota, Fungi, Ascomycota, Saccharomycetes, Saccharomycetales, Saccharomycetaceae. Gene Ontology annotation, cellular component: cytoplasm. The coding region runs from base 1 to 1086 and encodes 361 amino acids. The record is from RefSeq and is a predicted model, not a curated record. The transcript has a single exon. Gene Ontology annotation, molecular function: prephenate dehydratase activity; chorismate mutase activity. Gene Ontology annotation, biological process: L-phenylalanine biosynthetic process.
AUGGAGAAAUUCUUCAACAACUUAGAUUUGGUGACUGAUCAUGUCAUAUUCUUGGGACCCUAUGGGACAUAUUCUCAUCAAGCUGUGAUGCAAGAAUUUGAUGAAGAUGAAGAGAUUAAAGAUGGGCCAGAGAAGAGAUAUAUCAAAUUGGUCACAGCCAAAUCUAUUGUAGAAUGUUUUGAAGAAUUGGAAACCAAUCCUGCAGUACGAUAUGCUGUUGUUCCGUUGGAGAAUUCCACCAAUGGACAAGUAGUAUUCUCGUAUGAUAUCCUAAGAGAUAAAGUAUUGACUACAAAGAGAGAAGAAGCCGGUAAGUUUAAGAAUCAAGUGCUACCCAGAUUGGACGUCAUUGGUGAGCAAUAUGUUAAUAUUAGCCAUUGUUUGCUAUGUCCAACUGUUGGAGACGAAGGAGAAGAAACUCAAACUGAUAUGGAUAGAUUGUUUUCUCAAUAUAAAGUGAUUCGUAUUCUUUCUCAUCCACAAGUUUGGGGUCAAGUGACUGAAUAUUUAAAUAAAUUGCAAUUGAAAUAUCCUGAAAUUAAAUUCGAGAAAUCUGAUACCAAUUCCACUAGUGAAGCUGUUUUUAAAUCUGUGGAAUAUGAAAGAGAAAGAGCUAAAACAGGAGGCAAUGGCGUAUUGACACUUGCCAUUGCCAGUGAAGCUGCAUCCAAGAUCUUUAAUGUGACCAUCUUGGAAAAAUCCAUCAAUGAUAAAGUCGGUAAUACAACACGGUUUUUAAUUCUUAAGAAACGAGAGGAUACGUUGGUUAGAAAGACAAUCCAUGAUAAAAGUGGUGAUAAAGUGAACUUGUUGACAUUUGGGAUUGAAAAAAACGAACCAGGUUCUCUAGUGGAUGUUCUAAUGAUAUUAAAAAAAUAUCAAUUGAAUAUGGUCUCGGUGAAUUCAAGACCAUACAACGACCCUUCCAAUAAUGAUUCCAAGAAAUGGGACUACUUCUUUUACAUAGAAUUUGUCUGUGAAAGAGACGAUAUCGAUUGGAACGAAUUUUACCAAUCGAUCGAUAACAACUGCAUCACCUGGUGUCUCUGGGGUUCAUUUCCAAGAAACAAGCGUUAUUACAAUUGA